Molecule: messenger RNA, 6619 nt
Organism: Colius striatus (speckled mousebird)
Lineage: Eukaryota; Metazoa; Chordata; Aves; Coliiformes; Coliidae
Exons: 7
Coding region: 111-6431 (2106 amino acids)
Biological process (GO): fatty acid biosynthetic process
Molecular function (GO): fatty acid synthase activity
Source: RefSeq, a predicted model, not a curated record
ACCAUAACAAACAGAAAACAUAUCAAACUGGAAGCAAUACAAAUUAGGAUGAUGAUGAAAGGCACAAUUGUUUGAGCUAACACUUAGACCUGUAUUGCACAGCCCUGGAGAUGAAGAUGGAGACUGGAGAUGAAAUUGCAAUUGUGGGGAUAGGAUGCAAUUUCCCUGGAGGUGAUGGAAUUGACAACUUCUGGAAGGUCCUGGAGGAAGGCAAAAACUGCACAGUAGAAAUUCCCCCUGAGAGAUUUAAUGCCAGAGAUUGGUAUGAUCAAGAUGAUAACAAGCCAGGAAAGAUAUGUACAACACGAGCUGCUCUUCUUAAUGAAUUUAAUUCAUUUGACAACCACCUGUUUGGGAUCAAUAAUACAGAAGCUGAACGCAUGGAUCCGCAGCAGAAGUUAUUGAUAGAGUGCACGUACAAAGCCCUGGAGGAUGCUGGAGUCCCCGUAGAAGCUGUCAGUGGCACCAAAACAGGGGUUUUUAUUGGGCUCAUGAAUCGAGACUAUGAAAUUGUAACAAGCAGAGCAGUGAGUGAAAUAAAUCACUAUGACGGCACGGGAACAGCGAUGAGCAUUGCUGCUAACAGGGUGUCAUUCACCUUUAAUCUGACUGGACCAUCACUGGCUGUUGACACUGCAUGUUCAUCUUUUCUUUUUGCUCUGCACUACGCCUUGCGAGCAAUUAAAUCAGGAGACUGUGAGGCAGCAAUCUGUGGUGGAGUGAACUGCAUAAUAGACCCCCGCACCUUUGUAUCCCUCAGCAAAGCAAAAAUGAUCUCUCCAGAGGGAGUCAGCAAACCCUUCUCCAAAAAGGCCGAUGGCUAUGGAAGGGGAGAAGGCUGUGGUGUUGUUUUCCUCAAGCCACUGCAAAAGGCAAAGGAAGACUACAGCAAAAUCUGGGGUGUCAUAAACAUCAGUGCAGUAAAUCAGAACGGCAGGUCCAUGACUCCGAUCACAAGACCAUCUCGAAUCGAGCAAGAGAAGCUACUGCGCAGCGUCUAUGAGGUGCAUGUCGACCCGUCAGCUGUGCAGUACGUUGAAGCCCACGGUACAGGAACUGCCGCUGGAGACCCUACGGAAGCUGAAAGCCUGGGUAGUGUCAUUUGUAAAAACAGGUCUUCCCAAGUUUCCAUUCUGAAAGUGGGUUCAGUGAAAGGAAACAUUGGCCACACAGAAUCAGCUGCUGGAGCAGCGGGGUUAAUCAAAGUGCUUCUGAUGAUGCACCACGGAAAGAUCGUUCCAUCCUUGCACUACUCGAGGGAGACGAGCAGCAUCGACACAGAGAAACUGAACCUUGCAAUUCCCACGGCCGUAGAGCCCUGGGAAGAGUCCCGCGAGUACGGAAGAGUAGCUGGCAUCAACUGCUUUGGCUUUGGAGGAACCAAUGCUCACGUGGUAGUCAGGCAGGUGAAGCAGCUGGAGCCUCUUCCGGCCUUUAAGAGGCCUCUUGAAUUAGUUGUGCUGUCAGCAGCAUCGAGUAAGUCCCUUCAGCUGAGCAUGGCUGACACAGCUGCCGAGCUGAGCACGGGGAACUCGGUGACUCUCCCAAGCCUGGCCUACACAUCGGCCUGCAGAAGAAGCCACGCCAGCUACCGGUACCGCAAGGCGUUUGUCACCAAUUCUCUCCAACACCUGCAGCGAGAGGUUCUGUCGGCAGCCAGCACUACCGUGGCCACGUCAAAGGCGGAGCCGCAGCUGGUGUUUGUGUUCUGUGGCAACGGCGUGCCGCUGCGGGGCUUCAGCGAGGCCCUGCUGAGCUCAGAGCCCGUGUUCAGAGACAAGUGUAAGGCAAUAGAAGCGCUUUUUCAGAAGCAUGCUCCCAUCAGCCUCCUGCCAGCGAGAGCUCACAGCCCCCAGGAUUUGCUGAAUCCGCAGCUCGCCCAGCCCUUGCUCUUUACCCUGCAGGUUGCCUUGGCUUCCCUGCUGAGACACUGGGGCAUUGAGGCAGUCGCUGCUGUUGGCCACUCGGUGGGGGAAGUUGCCGCAGCUCAUUGUGCUGGGUACCUGUCCCUGGCAGAUGCGGUCAAAGUGAUUUAUCACCGGAGCCGUCUGCAGGCAAAGACGGCUGCUGGCAGGAUGCUGGUGGUCGGAAACAUCCCUGUGCAAGAGGUUGCUGAGCGUCUGCAUCCGUAUGCGGGACAGGUGUGCAUCGCAGCCUUCAACAGCCCCGUUUCCUGCACCUUGUCUGGGAGUGCAGACUCUGUGGAUGCUGUGCGGAGAGAUUUAGCUCAAGCUUUCAGCCAGAGAGACAUCUUCCUUCACGUCUUGAGCGUGCCAGCUGCGUACCACAGCCCCAGCAUGGACACGAUACUUGGGGAGUUGGAAGAGAGCAUCCGGCCUUUAGAAAAACAGCAGGGGGAAAUGGAAGUGGUGUCAACGCUGACAGGGGCGGCUGCUUUGGGAAGUGACUUUGCUGAGGGCAAGUUCUGGGCACGGCACACUCGUGAGCCUGUUGCUUUCACUCAAGCCAUCCAAAGUGUGGCUCGAGACAGGGAAAACGUGGUGUUUGUGGAAAUAGGUCCUCAGCGAGCUUUGCAGCGAAGCAUCAAGGAGACUCUUGGAAAAGGCACCAAGGUGUUCUCUUCCUUGCAAACUGAUGCCGAGUAUCAGACGCUCUUCACCCUGGUGGGAAAGCUCUUUGAACUGGGAUGUAAUCCGCGCUGGCAGCACCUGUAUGAUGGGUACCAGAGCAUCCCUGUGGCCAUUCCUCGGUAUCAGUUUGACCGCAAGAAGCUGAUGGCCUGUCUGGAUAUCCACCAGCAAGCAAACCAAAGAGGCGUCAGCUCCAGCCACCUUUUGCUUUACAGCACGAGCAGCGACAACACGGAGUUUGGCUGCCUGCUGUCCCAGGACACAACAUCGUACCUGUACGAGCACAAGCACAAUGGUGUGGCUUUAGUCCCUGGUACUUUGUAUGCGGAGCUUGGUCUGGCCUCUGUGCUGAGCGGCUCCAGUCCUAAAGUGCCCCUGAGCACUUGCCAGAUGAGUGUCAGUUUUUCUGCGCCGUGUGUUCUCACGCAGAGUUCCCAAGUCUUGAGCAUCAAGCUGAGUGCGCAAAAAGCAGCGACAGCCUUUGAGAUCCUCUCUUCCUCCAACGCAGUUUACGCCGCAGGCCAAGUUACCAAGGGGGCUGAGGCUGUGGUGGAAGAAAGCACCAUCUCCUUCCAAGAGAUCUUUCAAAGAUGCAGGGGGGUGGUUAGCAGAGAGGAGGUUUAUGAAGCGCUGUCUCAGGUUGGCUUCCAGUACGGCUCCGUCUUCAGGCAGCUCAGCGAUGUGCAUUAUUGCCAGGAACUAAAGGAAGCGAUCACAAGCAUCAAGGUGAACAAGGAGACCGCCCGAGAGAUGUACAACUACUGUAUCCACCCAGUGCUGCUCGACUGCUUUCUGCAGAUGACCGCUGUCAUGACGUCAAAGACGCUCCAGUGCCGAGCGGGCUUUCCCUCAGGGAUAGGCAGCCUGGUGGUGCUCCGACCGCUGGAGGAAGAAAUGAUGAUCUAUAUGAGAACGAGCAAGGCCUUUGGGAACUGCCUAGAGGUCUGUGGGUGCUUCAUGGACAAGCGUGGCACUGUUUUGGCUGAGCUGAAGCGCGUGGCCAUCACUUUCAUGAAGCAAGCGUCUUCCCGAGAGAAUGAGCUCAUGUUUGAGAGCAAGUGGAAAGAAGUCUGUGUUUCACAGGCGACUGGACAUGUGGGGGCUAUGCCCAGAGUGCUGGUGUUUGCUGACCAAUUUGGGGUAGCAGAGCGGCUGAAAAAGUAUUUGCAUCCUGAUUCGAGAUACGUUAAGUAUGAAGAGUGGGAAAGGCUCUUGGAAAGCCCCACUGUGAAGCAAAUGAGAGCAGAGGUUGAGGAUUAUGAUGAAAUUCUGUUCCUGUGGGGAAUUCAAAAGUUAAACGAAGAUGUCCCAAGCCAAGGGGUAGACCAAUUGGCAAAGUGUUGUGAAGCCUAUCGCCAAGUUAUUGUGGCACUGAGGGAGAAAAGGUCCCACUGCUCAGUCCGAGUGAUCACCUACAGGACAUCAGAAAGGUACGUCGACCACGUGAGCUGUGGCUUUGCAUUGUAUGGCAUGACCAGAACUUGUGUCCUUGAGGUUCCAGAAAUCACAUUUCAGAUAAUUGACCUGAGCUCUUGCAGUUCGCUGGACAUCUCAGUGCUGGCAGACGUUCUUGUCAAAUACAAAGGUGAGGACUACCCAGAGCUUUGCAUCAGCCAAGGAAGAACUUACGUGGCUGAAGUCUGCCGCACACCUUUUGUCGAUGCAGAAUAUGGCCAGGCCGUAAGAGCUGCCCAGCAGUCAGAAGCCUUCGCUUUGUACACGUCUGAUCCGUACACAGCCAAAGACUUGUCUGCGGAAUUGUGCAGCAGCACUGCUCCUCAGCUUGACGCACACGGCGUGGAAAUUCAAGUGGAUAAAAUAUGUCUCCACUCAGAAGAUUAUUUUCCCAUCAGUGUUUCUAGUCGCAGCUUUGGGAACACACUGUAUUGGAAUUCACAAGUAGUAGACAAGCACGGACUUUUAGCUCUCGAUUUCAGUGGCACGGUUACAGCCACAGGCAGUGCCGUGAAGAGGCUUCAAGUGGGAGAUCACGUGGCUUCCUGCUACCCAGCUGCUGCAUCAUCCCGAGUUUGGAUUCCAGGAGCAGUGUGUUUCAAGGUAAAGAAGUUCCCGUGCUUUCAGAAUGUGCCUUGUGUGUCCUACUUUAUCAUGGCGUGGGAGAUCUUCACUCAGCGGUUACCCAAGGGGAAACGUGGCAGAACACUGGGUGUCAUUUCUACAGAGCCGUCGUCAGUUUUGUGCCACGUCCUUUGUGUGGCAGCAGAAGAGAUGGGCUGGAGAACAGUGCUUGCCAGGCCCACGCCAGAGAAGCUGCAGUAUAUAAACAUGUGCCAUGCCCUUGUGGUUCUUCCCCCAGUAAACAGACUGUCUCCGGAGGAUCUGUCCCACAUGCACUUUCUCCGAGAUGUGGUGAUAGUGUGUGGCAAUCGACAGCCCACGUGUCUGCAGGCUGUCGGUGGAAUUGAUCAUGAAAACAUCAGCUUCCAUGUGCUUACGCUUGCCAGCAUUUUCCAGAAAGCCCCUCUGAAGCAACUGCAAAAGGCCGUGCAGGCGUGGGUCAGUUCCAUGGAUAUGAAACCAUUUCGACGGCUGCCAGGUUCUGUGUUUCAGCAGAGGGGCAGCUUUGAAAGGAUGAACUGUGUGUUGUCCUAUUUCAGCUGCCAGUCUGUCCCGCUUGCUGUCCUGAGGAGGCAGAGAGACACCCCCGUGCUGUCAGACAUCCCGCUGUACGAAGCCCAGAAGCAGCUGUUCAAGCAGCACGCUGUUUACGUGGUAGUCGGGGGGCUCACUGGGCUGGGCUUUGAAACGGUGAAAUUCAUAGCCGAGAAUGGAGGAGGGUGCAUUGCAAUACUCUCCCGGAGCAACCCAAGCAGUGAGAAGCAAGGAGAGCUGAAGGCUUUGCAGCAGCAGCACAAAGGCUGCAAGGUGGCGUUUGUGCAGUGUGAUGUGACUUUGAGCAGCGCCGUGGAGAAAGCUUUCCAGUCCAUCGCGACCGUCUUUGCCGGGACUCCAGUCAAAGGUGUAUUUCAGAGCGCCGUCGUUUUACACGACGGCCACCUUGAAGUCCUGACCCUGGCUGACUUUCAGAAAGUGCUGAGCCCCAAGGUAGCAGGGACCCUAAAUCUUCAUUGGGCUACCAGAGGCCAGCAGCUUGACUACUUUGUGUGCUACUCCUCUGUUACAUCCUUUCUGGGGAAUUCCACCCAGGCAAACUACGCAGCUGCAAACUCUUUCCUGGAUGCCUUCUGCCUCUACAGGAGGAACUGUGGGCUUUCAGGCCAGUCCAUUAACUGGGGUGCUUUGAACCUCGGCGUGCUGCUCAAUCAAAGCCAUAUUCAGAACAUUCUGGGAUUUAAGGGCAUAGAGGUUCUGCAGGUGCAUGAAAUCCACGAGUACCUCAGGAAGAGCUUGCUUCGGAACAACCCGCAGCAAGCCGUCAUCAAGCUGAACUUUCAAGCUUUGUUGCAUCACGUCUUUUCUCGGAUUACUUCCCUCAAAAGUCGCUUCAUCUCCCUCAUGUCAGAAGAAUUCAGGAACAAGCUUGAAGUCUCUGAGUCAGCUCCAGGCCAGGAUAGUGCCUUAAUCAAAUCUGAAGACUACAUCACGUCGCUGGUGAGUGACCUCACCGGCCAGAGCGCGGAUGAGCUGACGAUGAAUACGCCGCUGUCAUUGCUGGGCGUAGACUCUAUGUUAGCUAUGACAAUUCAGAACCGUGUCUUCCAAGAGAGAAAGGUGGACAUACCUCUUCUGAAACUGCUUGAUCCUCACACAACUCUGUCGAGUUUAGUAGUGGUUUUAGAGGAAACAAGCGAUGCAAAUAGAAGCGUUGAGAACAAAAGCACUGUGGUUGAGGGUGCAGAAAAUGGGAGCUGGCUAUAGGAGUCUUCUCACCCAGGAACUGUGUAACUUUCAAGAUACCUGAAUCCUUUGUAGCACCUCAGAGUGUGCAGGGUAGGACAUCUGGUGAUGCUUAACGUGCUCUUGUUCAUUGAUCCAGAAAUCCCCACAGCAGGUUAUUCUGCCGUUGUACUAGCUGUAUUAAUUUUAGUCAAUUAUUUGACUUGUUC